Messenger RNA from Acyrthosiphon pisum (pea aphid), 960 nucleotides. RefSeq names its product cuticular protein 11 (gene cp11). The record is from RefSeq and is marked provisional. Lineage: Eukaryota; Metazoa; Arthropoda; Insecta; Hemiptera; Aphididae. Gene Ontology annotation, cellular component: extracellular matrix.
AUCAGUCACUGUGUUGUAUUUGUCACCGACAGAAUAAACACAAUAUUUUAUCACCGUCAAAAACAACAUUCAUACAAAAUGAUCGCCAAGGUGUUCCUCAUCGCCGCUUGCGCGUCCAUCGCCGUCGCCCAAUACGCAGCUUACGCCCCGGAGCCCAAGUAUGCUCCUGCCCCAUACAGCUUCGAGUACAGCGUAAACGACCCACACACUUACGACGUCAAGAGCCAACACGAAUCGAGUGACGGAAGCGGUAACGUAAAAGGCUACUAUAGCCUUUUGGAAGCUGACGGUUCCACCCGUACCGUCGAGUACACCGCUGACGACUACAACGGUUUCAACGCCAUCGUCAAGAACUCUGCCCCAGCUGCUGGCUACAAACCAGCUUACUCCGCCCCAUCAUACUCUGCCUACAAACCAGCAUACUAAUUUGUUUUCCUCCAGUCACAAUAAUCAUGUGAACCAUUACUACUAUUACACUAUCUUCUUUGUCUCAUCAUCAUGUUUUCUUCGCGUGCACCAGCUCUCUAGGCUCUCAUGGCGUUCGUUUUAAUAUGUGAACCGCGGUCGCAAAGUCAUACCACACCAUAUUAUUAUGUAUAUAGGUAUCGUAGAUAUAGGAACACGACAACGGGUAUUUUAGUGUCGCCGUCGUCGAGAAAAUCGAAAGAGACUCAGUGCACCGGUACUGAACUCCGGCAUAAAAAAAAAACACCCCUAUUGAUCGAUAUACCUAAUAAUAAUAUAUCACUGUAUUAUAGUGUCGUGUUCCUGUUUUGUAUAAUACAUAUUGUCUUCUGUUCGUCGAACACAAAAAUCCUCAUGUUCUUAUCAUUCAUUCACCAUAUUAUACUGUUAUGUACAUAAUACUAUAUUAUAGUUGUUAACUAAUGUAAACUAACACAAUUUUAGUUGUACUUACUUGUUUUGAAUUAUUAAUAAUAAAACCUAUUCAUAUAAUUA